ACUCCAAAUCUAAAGAAGAGAGAUAAGUUUGUAAAUUUUGACAAUUUUUGUAUUACCCUUAUAUUACUUACUUGGAUCCAUUCUUCAAUCAUUCAAGAAAAGACGAGGAAAAUCGCAUACCCUUUUCUUUCUUCAACGUCGAUCAUCAUUCAUUCGCCAACUGGAUUGGAUUGGAUUUGAUUUACCUGCUCAAUUUCAUUCAGAUCUAAACUCUCUCUCUCUCUCUUCUCUAUUGAAUUAUCUUACAGGGUUUAAUGGAUGAAUAAUGGCAGCUGCUGAAGUUAGGGCUGCUUGGCAAAGAACAGCCAAUCGUUGUUUUGUGCAAGAAGAUGCUAAAAGGGCUCCUAAACUAGCUUGUUGUCCUUCAUCUUCUGCAUCAUCCAACCAGGUUGAUCAAAUACCCACAAAUAAUAAUCCUAUUGACAAAGAGGGUUAUAAUCACCCUUUAGGAUUUAUGCCUUUCAAUACAAAUCCAUCACUCUCAAAUCUUUCUCCUGAAUCAAGAUGGUGGCUUCAAACAAAACCUAACUAUGAACACCCACGUGGUGUUGGUGGUGGUGGAUUAACCGAUGAUGAUGAUCGGUUAAAUACCUCAGAUGAUGUCGUAACUGAUGUCCGUAAGAUCUUUGGACCUAGUUCUGAUAUGGAGAAGAUUCAAGAGCAGCUUAAAAUCGAUAACAUGGAUGAUUCUUACGAAUUUUUGGAGAUGGAUAUUGAAAAAUCAAAGGAUAAUAGUUAUAAUUCUGAAUCAUCGCCUUGGAGUAGUGAGAAAACAGAGCCGUGGUGGCGAAUGGCUGAAGGAUAUGAUUUGGCUUCGUUUGUUGCUCAGAGAUCACACGAUGUUGUCGAGAAUUGUGACCUUCCUUGUCCUCAGAAUACUCAUACGAAGAAGGACCCGUAUGCAUAUUUCGGCUCGACAGGAUCAAACAACAAUAAUAAUCGGGUAUUAUUGUCAUCCUCAUCGCAUAAGCUUAGCCUUUCAAAUGCGAAUAUCCGCACUAGGGAGAAAAGUGAAGAUGAUCGGAGCAAGGCAGAGCUGCUGGACGCGUUACUCCAUUCUCAAACGCGAGCUAGAGUAGCUGAAAAGGCAGCUCAACAAGCUUAUGCAGAAAAAGAACACAUUUUGAAGCUUUUCUUCAGACAAGCUUCUCAUAUGUUUGCUUAUAAGCAAUGGUUUCAACUUCUGCAGCUAGAAAACCUCUAUUUCCAGAUUAAGAACCAUAAUAACCAGCCAAUAAGGACUCUAUUUCCUGUGGAUAAUAUUCCAUGGAUGGGUCAAAAGCCAGAAAAGGAAGAGAAAAAGAGAAUUAGGGAAAAGAAACGUGAUGGAGAUUUUGGUAAAUUUGCAAUUGCUAUUGCAUUGGGUUUUGGUCUUGUUGGAGCUGGAUUACUCUUGGGUUGGAGUAUAGGUUGGAUGUUACCAGCAGCAGCAGCCAUUUGAAAACUGGUAUGUUUUGGUCUAAGUUAUUUUGUUAUAUGUAUAUAUAUAUAUACCUAUUAUUAGUCUAUCUUAGUUCUUAAUUUAGGUUAAAAUGCACUGUUUGUGUUCAUAUGUAAUUAAUUCUAUAUGUUGUAUCUUCAUUUGGGUCUUUUGGAUUA
Messenger RNA from Impatiens glandulifera, 1599 nucleotides. RefSeq lists its product as uncharacterized. Bases 266 to 1441 code for a protein of 391 amino acids. The record is from RefSeq and is a predicted model, not a curated record. The transcript has 3 exons. Lineage: Eukaryota; Viridiplantae; Streptophyta; Magnoliopsida; Ericales; Balsaminaceae.